Messenger RNA from Oncorhynchus masou masou (cherry salmon), 1324 nucleotides. RefSeq names its product nucleoside diphosphate kinase 3-like. Gene Ontology annotation, molecular function: nucleoside diphosphate kinase activity. Bases 664 to 1215 code for a protein of 183 amino acids. The transcript is spliced from 5 exons. Gene Ontology annotation, biological process: GTP biosynthetic process; CTP biosynthetic process; UTP biosynthetic process. The record is from RefSeq and is a predicted model, not a curated record. NCBI's taxonomy places the organism in Eukaryota, Metazoa, Chordata, Actinopteri, Salmoniformes, Salmonidae.
UUUGGUCAACAAAAAAUGGAAUGGCUUAUUUGGUCGAAUAAGUUUUGUAAUGCACACAUUGUUUUGUGUGUACUGAUAAAAGUAGGACACGUGAUAUCCAGGCAACUAUGAGAAAAAAACACUUUAUAUCGGAGUUGUCGCGAGAUGGCUAUGCAUAUUCAUAUCAUGAGGCUAGUAAGCAUAGCAUCUCUUCAUUGGAUACGGGUGGUUGACAUCGACAAACCCUCGUCGAAUAUUACAAUAAUGAGAUGUGUCCACCAAUCCAAAGAAAGGAUAGGCGGGAACUCGUCAGCCCGACGUUCUUCUUUGUGGACAAUGACUCCAAUUGUUAGGGCGGAGAGACAUGUAUUUUGUCAGUAUACCCAUAAUCUUUGCUGUAACAUAGUUAGAACAAUUCCAUCACGAACACUGUAUCCAGUUUCACUAUUUGCCACAAAGUCAAAAUUGUGCUUUUUGGUCUUCAUUUAAGGUUAAGCAUAAGGUUAGUAGUGUGGUUAAGGUUAGGGUUGUGUAAUCAGAUUUUAAUAAGAUAAAUUGUAGUCAAAUGCGGGGUUUAUGACUUUGUGGGUGUGUUAACUUGGGAACCAGGUUCCGGUGACGCUAGCAAUCUGAUUGGUUGGUCGCACUCACACAAGAGCACCACGGCGCAAGCGAGUCUAUGAUAUGGGACGAAGAAAACGGUCAUUGCCUGUUCAGCAGGAAAAAAUUGAGGAUUUGGAGGCAAAACAUGCACGAAUUGAGGAAUCUGAUGGUUGGACGGGUGUCAAUGAGCACAGCUUCAUAGCUGUGAAACCGGAUGGUGUGCACCGGAGGCUAGUGGGAGAGAUCAUCCAGCGCUUUGAGAAAAAGGGCUUCAGAUUGGUGGGAAUGAAACUAGUCCAGGCAUCCGAGGAUCUCCUGAGAGAGCACUACAGGGACCUGAGAGACAAACCCUUCUUCAAUGGAUUGGUGCGCAACAUGAGCUCUGGACCCAUCGUUGCCAUGGUGUGGCAAGGUCUGGAUGUGGUGAAGAUGUCUCGCAAGAUGCUGGGGGAGACCAACCCGGCAGACUCCCUACCAGGAACCAUCAGAGGAGACUACUGUUUGGAAGUGGGCAGGAAUGUGAUCCAUGGCAGUGACUCUGUGGAGAGCGCUCAGAGAGAGAUCUCUCUGUGGUUCAGGCAGAAUGAGCUACAGUGCUGGGAGGACAGCAGCGGACACUGGAUCUAUGAGUGACACACACACCACUUGUAGACCACCCAAGUGCCUUCAGAAACUAUUCAUACCCCUUUACUCUUUCCACAUUUUGUUUUUCCAAGCGGGAUUAAAAUUGAUUUAGUUGUCA